AUGCAUUCAUAUUGGCAAACAGCUGAUGACAGCCAAAAGCUUUUAGAAUUGAGGCACUGCUUAUUCAACGUCGAUCCUGAUAUCAGAAACUAUAGCCGAAGAAAGGAAAACGUCUGUUCAUAUAUAUCUAUAUCUGUCUGUUCAUAUCUAACUAUCUAUUAUCUAUCUAUCUAUCUCAAUCUGUUCAUACCUAUCUAUCUCAGUCUGUUCAUAUCUAUCUAUCUAUCUAUCUAUCUAUCUAUCUAUCUAUCUAUCUCAGUCUGUUCAUAUUUAUCUAUCUGCGUCUAUUCAUAUCUAUCUAUCUCAUUAUGUUUCUAUUUUUUUUCAUUCUAUCUUACUUCCUUUCUUUCUUUCUUUCUUUCUUUCUAUAUCUGUCUGUCUAUUCAUCUAUCUAUCUAUCUAUCUAUUUUACGUUUUUUCUUCAUUCUUUCUAUCUACUAUCUCAUUAUGUUUCUUUCUUUUUCUUUCUUUCUUUCUUUCUUUCUUUCUUUCUUUCUUUCUGCCUCGGUGUCUGUCUGUCUAUCUAUCCAUCUAUCUAUCUAUCUCAUCAUGUUUCUUUCUUUCUAUCUAACUCGUUAUGUUUCUUUCUUUCUUUCUUUUUUUCUAUCUAUCUAUCUAUCUAUCUAUCUAUCUAUCUAUCUACGUUUCUUUCUUUCUUUCUUUCUUUUUCUUUCUUUCUUUCUUUCUUUCUUUCUUUCUUUCUCGGUGUCUGUCUGUCUGUCUAUCUAUCUAUCUAUCUAUCUAUCUAUCUAUCUAUCUCAUUAUGUUUUUUUAUUUCUUUCUAUCUAUCUAUCUAUCUAUCUAUCUAUCUAUCUAUCUAUCUGUCAAAUAGAGGGGGGCCUCUUUCUCUCUCUUUCUCUUUGUAUCUCUUUAUUUCUCUUACUCUCUCUCUUUCUCUCUCUUUAUUUCUUUUUUCUCUCUCUCUCUCUUUAUUUUUUCUCCCUCUCUCUCUGUCUCUCUCUUUCUUUGUUACGUUAUCUUUAUCUCCGUCUCUGUCUCUCUCUCUUUAUCUCUCUUUCUCUCUCUAUCUCUUUGUCUCUCGCUUUCUCUCUCAUUUUCUUUCUUUGUCUUUUUCUCCCUCUCUGUCUGUCUGUCUCUCUCUCUCUUUCUUUAUUUUUCCCCCGUUUCUGUCUCUCUCUUUCUCUCUCACUUUUUCUUUCUCUCUCUCUCUCUCUAUCUCUCUCUCUCUCUUUCUCUCUUUCUCUCUCUCUAUCUCUUUAUCUUUCACUUUCUCUCUCUUUUUCUUUCUCACUCUCUUUUUCUCCCUUUUUCUUUCUGUCUCUCUUUUCCUCACUCUCUCUCUCUCUCUCUCUCAUUGUGAAAGCUUAUAUAAUAAAAUCCAACAUUCUGAAGGACAUCUCUUUCUCUUUGUAUAUCUUUCUUUCUCUUACUUUCUCUCUCUCUCUUUCUCCCUCUCCAUUUCUUUCUCUCUCUCUUUCUUUUUCUCUUUUUCUCCCUCUCUGUCUCUCUCUGUCUUUCUCUAUUCCGUUAUCUUCUUCUCCGUCUCUGUCUCUCUAUUUAUCUUUUUUCUUUCUGUCUCUUUCUCUCUCUAUCUCUUUGUCUCUCACCUUCGCUUUCUCUCUCAUUUUCUUUCUUUGUCUUUUUCUCCCUCUCUGUCUCUCUCUUUCUUUAUCUUUUUUCUCAGUCUCUGUCUCUCUCUUUCUCUCUCACCUUAUCUUUCGCUCUCUCUCUCUCUCUAUCCCUUUCUCUUUCUCUCUUUCUGACUCUUUAUCUCUCACUUUCUCUUUCUCUGUCUUUUUCUUUCUUUCUUUCUUUCUUUCUCUUUUUCUCCUUUUUUCAUUCUGUCUCUCUUUUUCUCACAUUCUCUCUCUCAUUCUGAAAACUUUGGCUUAUAUGAUAAAAUCCAACAUUCUGUACAUCGGAAAAACAUCGCUUGACAACCCUGGCUAA
This is a messenger RNA of Acanthosepion pharaonis, 1911 nucleotides long. NCBI's taxonomy places the organism in Eukaryota, Metazoa, Mollusca, Cephalopoda, Sepiida, Sepiidae. The record is from the annotation of a GenBank genome assembly.